Biomphalaria glabrata is the source of this 3406-nucleotide messenger RNA. Its product is annotated as neuronal acetylcholine receptor subunit alpha-10-like. Gene Ontology annotation, biological process: chemical synaptic transmission; signal transduction; monoatomic ion transmembrane transport. The transcript has 10 exons. Lineage: Eukaryota; Metazoa; Mollusca; Gastropoda; Planorbidae. The record is from RefSeq and is a predicted model, not a curated record. Gene Ontology annotation, cellular component: synapse; neuron projection; postsynaptic membrane. Bases 726 to 2543 code for a protein of 605 amino acids. Gene Ontology annotation, molecular function: transmembrane signaling receptor activity; acetylcholine-gated monoatomic cation-selective channel activity.
AUUCCCAGCGAUUCGAAUCCUCGCGCGUGCCGUAAACAGCACGCGCCUAACGUAAGCUCGUGGAUGUUGACAGUGAUUACACACGGACCAUAACCUGUGGAUUUUUUUCACCCCCAUAUUUUACGUAACAACAAGUGUAUUUGUUUGUAAAGGUGUUGAAUUGUGGUACGCCGCCACGUGUGGCUAUUAUUAAAUCACGUCUGCGGAUUGUAGAAUCUGAUAACGGAGCAAGGAAACGUGGCGUAAAUAUAAUAUAUGGAUAUGCUGAACUGCGCAGCGAAUUCAUGUACAGCUUGAGUUUGUGUCUGGAAUCCUCUUUAGCAAGGCUUAGCGCUAGAGUCAACACAGAUCUAGGCGUCUGCUUCUGACAGCCGGCUGAGGAUAGUGACCAUCGCUGACCACUGACGAGCUAAUCACUUUGGUCAGUCCGAUCGAUGUCCUGAGAGGACAGCACCCAAAGAACUUAAUUUGUUUUUUAUAUCGGACAGUAGAUGGACUAUUUAAGUAGAUCAACAGAUUUCAUUAAGUAGGUCAACCGAUUGGAGUAGGUCAGCUGAUAUAAGACGCUCUAGUCAGGGGUCAUUUGGUGUCAAUUAGAUUGGAACAGGAAGUAGACAAGUCCAGGCACAGUUGUCCACUGUUUCUACGUCCGCCUCUGUUUGUUUUUCUGUCCUGAUGCUACGUGAGUGGGUCAGAGGAUUCACGCAUGGCUCAUUCUGGCCGGUAUGGACAGACGGACUAAACCACUGACCUCACAUUGUGUCAUCAUGACCUGUUUAUUUCUGAUGGUAUUCAUUCCAACAGAAGGUUCGCUCACCACAUCUGUGCGGACUGAGAACCCUUCGGAUGAUUUAGGCGAGGUGACACCUAUGCCUCCGCCAGAACGGAAUGCAAAGCUUGUGAACGAGCCCCAGGGCCGAGGGCGGAGGUCAGUGAAGAACGCCAGGCCGGUCCCGGACGAGCAAAGGUUGAUGGAGAUGCUUCUAGAAAAUUACCACAGGUUCUCGCGUCCAGUCAUCAACGCCUCAUUGUCUGUAGAGGUCAAAUUUGGUAUUACUUUAGUUCAGAUAUCAGACAUGGACGAAGUGAACCAAGUGCUGACCAUAAACGUCUGGCUGGAACAGGAAUGGACAGACGAGAGGCUCACCUGGGAUCCUAAAGGAUACAACAAUCUCAAAAUUCUGAGAAUUCCUUGCGAAAAACUGUGGCUUCCAGAUAUCGUCCUAUACAACAGUGCUGACGACUACACGACUGGAUACAUGAACAGUAAAGCGAUGGUCAGUCACGACGGGAAUGUGUUUUGGCCGCCUCCGGCUAAAUUUCGCAGCUCCUGCAAGAUUGACAUCACCUACUUUCCGUUUGAUGACCAAACGUGCGAGCUGAAAUUUGGGUCAUGGACUUACGAUGGCUUCCAAGUGGAUAUUACUAACAGAUCUUCAACGGUCGAUCUUCAAAACUAUGUGUUUAGCGGUGAAUGGGAACUAAUGGACGUGAGGAUACGCAGGACGGAAGCUUACUACAAUUGCUGCAUGGAGCCCUACCCGGACGUCCGGUUUACUAUAGUCAUCAGGAGGAAAACUCUGUAUUAUCUGUUCAACAUUAUCUUCCCUUGUCUUUGGUUGACUAUUUUGAGUUUGUUAGGCUUUUGGCUACCUCCGGACUCCGGGGAGAAGAUAACUCUUGGAAUCACUGUUCUCUUGGCUUUCUCUGUCUUCAUGCUGCUCAUUGCUGAAAGCAUGCCUGCUACCUCAGAGUUCGUUCCCCUUAUAGGCAUCUAUCUGACAGUUACCAUGGGAAUGACGUCGUUGUCCAUUAUACUGACCGUCUUCGUGCUGCAGCUCCAUCACGUUGGACCUCACAAGAGGAGGGUCCCUCGCUGGCUCAAGUCACUAGUGUUCGGUUUCUUUGCCCGGGUGGUCUGCAUGAGACAAGAUCUCCAGAACAUGAGGCAACAGGAGCUCUCCAAGAUCUCCGUUCCUGUCUCCCAUGCAAUACAAAUCAACGAGUCUGCAGAGAGCAGUGGCUCUAACGCCGCAGACUGCCUAGACAGGAGGGGCUUUCAUGGCAGUGCUGGAGGAGGUGGAAGCGGUGGUGGCUCCAGAAAUUGCAACGGCGACGCCACGUCGCAGCGAGCCAACGGCAACGGGGACAGGGUGGCUCCGGCGGGUCACGACUUCAGCAUACAGACCGUGGGUUACCAGGGGGCACAGUGUUCCGACUUUGGAUUCCAGUCAGGGCCGUCUUCCUCGCCGUUUUCCCCGAACUUUAAGGCCAGUUUUAGGUCAAGCUUUCGAAGAGACCAGAGGUUCAGAGGAUCGUUUCGGGCAGGUUUCCCAGUGCCCAUGGACUAUGCAAUGGACCCGAGUCAGUCCGUGUACACGUUCGACCCAGAGUUUGACAAGUACCAGGAGCUGGUCUCUGAGUGGCAGUUUGUCGCCCACGUCAUGGAUAGACUCUUGUUCUGGUUGUUUCUAUUCGUGGCUGUUGUGUCAUCAUUAGCAAUAUUAGUCAUCAAGCCGUUAUUAAAACCGGCUGUUGUUUAAAACUUAAAGUCUUCAGCCUCUUGCAGGCACCGAUCUUUUUGGAUAUAUAUGUCAGGUGUGUUUUCAGCUAUGUAUGUACGGUAUAUAUGUUUGUGCCAUCAGAGGUUUCGUCUGCUAAUCUGGGUAUUUAAAAUGUAAUAAAUGAGAAAUGGACAUGUAUUAUUUUCUUUUAAAAUAUGUUCUAUAUUACUAUAAUAAUGAAAACUUUCCUUUAAAGCAUUGAACUUUGACCUUUCCUAUACAGCAUAGAACAGUGUUUCCCAAAGUGGGGUACGCGUACCCCCUGGGGUACGGAAAGACUUUGGAGGGGUACGCAUUGCACCUCAUUAACUCUGCUGAUUAUUUUUUAAAUACUUAAUUAUUAUGCUUCUGUUAAUGAAUUAAAGUGGGGUGGGGGGGGGCAAGGGUACUCAGUAUUACAAAAGUUAUAAAAGGGGUACACAUAGGUCAAAAGUUUGGGAAACACUGGCAUAGAACAUCAAAAGCAUCUUUUAAUCUUCUGAACAGUGGCAUUUCGUCUUGAUUUGUGGACUUUUCUCCAUAACAUUAAUUUUUGUUUCCGCUACUACAAACUGACUUUUUCCUCCAUAACACAGAACUGUCAUCGUUUCGCCGUAACAGAGAAGAAAAUGGGAAUAUGCAGAUUAGUAAAACCAUAUUAUUAUCUGCUAUUUACGUCGCAGACGUCAUGGCAUCCAUGUACGGGUGUCCAUAACAGUAUUUCUAUUUCUAAUAUUCUAUUUUGUUAAUUAGAUAUGUAAACAUGAAUGAACAAUUUAUUUUUGGAGAAACAUUCUUGAAACUCACUGAAAUCGUUAACUUUCAUGUAUUUAAGAAUAAAAGAAUUACUGAAGGAUAUGGAA